UAUUAAUAAAGCAACGCGCUUGGUUGCUGGCGGCUCACACCCCAGCCUCUCAGCCACUCCCCUGUUGGAGCACUGAGAGCCCUCAACCCAAAGCGGCCAAUCCAGCGCAGCUAUGCCACGCGGAUCCACUGCCAGAAGAGGACGACGACGACGAGGACCACACGGCGUCACAGCCAGGGAUCGCCCCAAAUCAGCCAUUUCCACUGCCAGCUCCGACAGCGCCGCCGACGGCGAAGCCAGCGCCGACAGCGCAGCCACCGGCACCGUGGCAAACGCAGCGAUACUGAGACGCCAAUCCACCGACUCCGCCACCUGGUUGGAGGCACUUCCUCCAAUUCCUGGACCGGCUCCAGCCACCAUUACCGGGUAUGUGAGGACCACAAAUGCCGACACCACCACCCCGGCCACUCCGGCCACAAGCCCCAUCCCCGACCCCGACCUGCCCUGCCCCAACAGCUGGGCGGCCAUUCCGAAUCUCACCAGCCAGGAGCAGUUCCAGAUCGGCGACUGGGUGGAGGCGGUCCAUACCCAGGAACGCCAGCAGCAGCAGCAGACCAUCAGCAGCAGCAGCGGUAGUCGCCGGCUUGAGGCAUUGGCGGCGUCGGCAGCGGCAGCGGCGUCAGCCAAAGCACCGCAAUGUCAAGCCAAGCCAAGCCAAGCGGUACCAAGCGCGCCAAUAAUUCCGCUUCCCACACUCCAACACACACAGACACGUAUCGAUGCACCGUAUGCCGAUGCAUCAUGUGGAGAGAGCCGGAAACAGCAAGGAGCGAGAGAAGGCGCAAAGAGAGAGCGGGUAACGACCUCGUAUCAGCGACAGUACGAGAGGGCACUCGAGCAGCCUCUGCACGAACAGCAGCCAACAAAAGAUUCGUGUUCGAGUGUCCGUUCGGGAGCGAGUUCGAACUCGGCUCCAAAUGCAAUGCACACAGCCAAUACCACAACCACAACCACAAAUACAAUGAUGACAUACAUCAGCACACAAACAGCGACAUCAAACACAAAAACGACAACUACAAUUACGACGGCAGCCAGACGACGAUGCCUGCUAACAGCAAUGUUAACAGGCGGACCCCCCCCACCACCGCCGCCAGAGGAACAUCAGCAGCAGCAGCAAACACAUCAACAACAACAACAUCAGCCAACGGCAACAAACACAGCCAAUACCGAUGAUAUCCCAUCCACCUCUGCUGCAGCGGCCCGUUCGCCACUGAAGCGCGUCCGCGCCGAGGUGGAUGAUGAUGACGAUGAUGAUGACAGUGAUGUUAUGGCUGUUGAGUUUGAUGACGACGAUGACGACGACAAUUUGGAUGCCAAUCAUGCAUCGGCCAAACGACGACUCCGGGAAAGUAACCAACAGGCAAGCAAAUCCCAUAUCCCCCAAAUUCAAAACCAUCCCCAUCAUCACCAACAAUCAAACCAGCAACAACAUCAGCGGACAAUUACACAAAAUGCCCCUGCCCCUGCCCCCGCCCCUGCCCCUGCCCCUGCCACUGCCAAUGCUCCACUAGCUCUACCUCACUCACCUGCAAGUGCAACUAGUAGUUGCGGCACAGGAACCCACAGCAGCAGCAGCGGCGGCGGCGUUGGGCUGCUCCAGCUGCCCUCCCUGAGUAUGCCCAAUGCCAGACAAAUUCGGAUGCUGCAGCGACAGCACCAACCAACGACAAUUAUUCCCCCCCCCCCAUCAUUCUGCCAGCUGUCCCCGACAUUAUGCCCAUUCUGGACAAGCUGCAGAAUGACCCGAGGGUGGGCAACAGUAGCUAUCACACCAAGCUCAUCAGCCGCAAUGGUGUCCGUAUCCAGGCCCGCGACAUGGCUACCAGAGAUGCCAUCAUGGCAAUCCUGGGCGAUGGCGGCGGCAACGAGGCGAUGACUGGCCACUACACACACCAGCACAAGAGUGACCGUGGGCUACGGAUCGUCGUGCGAGAUCUCCAUCACUCCACAAGCACCCAACUAAUAACAAAUCAGAUGGCCGAACUGGGCUAUUCAGUUAAAUUUAUUAGAGCCAUUAAAGCGAGAUCCGAUGGACAGCCACUCGACCAGUUCGAGUUGGAGAUAGCCCCCAAGCCGGAUGAAAGCCACCACGAUGUCCUCCAAUUAACCCAGCUGGGCAACCAGUUAGUGAUCGUUGAGAGGCAGGCCAAGCCGGUGGACCCAGCCCAGUGCCACAGAUGUCAGGCUUUUGGGCACACCCGCACCUACUGCAGGCGUUCAUUCAUCUGUAUGAAGUGUGCGGGUGCCCACGCGUCCACGGCAUGUGCCAAGCCAAGGGCAGACGCCCCUAAAUGCGCCAAUUGCCAGGGCGCCCACAUCAGCGCCUACAAGGGAUGUCCGGCAUUCAAGGCAGCAAGGGGCCGCCUUCUGUCGCACC
This is a messenger RNA of Drosophila miranda, 2377 nucleotides long. RefSeq names its product mucin-5AC-like. The coding region runs from base 113 to 1876 and encodes 587 amino acids. NCBI's taxonomy places the organism in Eukaryota, Metazoa, Arthropoda, Insecta, Diptera, Drosophilidae. The record is from RefSeq and is a predicted model, not a curated record. The transcript is spliced from 2 exons.